UAACAGCAACAACUUUGACCGAGGUACCGCAUCCAUUCACAUCACUUUCUACCUCAUACACACUCUCACUAAUAUGUCCUUUUUUCUUGGGGGAGGGGGAAACAGCGAUCAAAACGGUCAUCAUCAACGCCACCAGCGACGUUAAAGCGAUCGAAACGACAUUACACUGCUGAUAUCCUAGCGACGCGGUCGGAUACGAGCCCUAUCAGCAGUCUCAACACCGAUUGCUUAUAUCAAAUAUUUCGACAUUGCGGAAACAUAGAGACGUUAUGCAUACUAGCAAGCGUGUGUCGUCAAUGGCGUGAAAUCAUAUUAGAUCCCUUCUCGGUAAUACUGUUAACAAUAACAACAAAGGGGAGGGAAUCUAAAUGUUUUCCUGGGGUCUAAUGAAAGACGCGUUUAACUUUUUCGUUGUAAUAGUGGCGAAACGUGAGGGAAGAAUGGGAAUCAUUUGUAGAUAUGCUCUGCUUGAUCGACAAAAACCCUAAACAUCUGGCUCGUAAAAAACUCUUAAACACACGCACGGUCCACAUGUUUGGCAGCGCCAAGAAUGAUUUUAUUACAACCACACCAUUACGCAUCAAGGCACGAUUAUUCACAAACGUGACGGAACUUGUAAUGACCAAAUUGUAUUUCCAAGACAUGAUUGAAAUGAUCACCCAAACGCCGUUACUGGAAGUACUGCGGUGCGACAUCAUCCGAACGCGUGGCACCAGUGGCAAAAUGAUGCUUGGUUUAUUUUCUGGCUUGGAUCGGUUGCGCGUUCUCGACUUGCGGUUCCGAGAACCAUGCGAAUACACCGAUCAUGCAUUCACCAUCAGCCGUCGACGCGUUCGUAAAGUAUUACCCACGAGUUUGCAAGAAUUGCGUCUGUCCAACGUAUACGAUCCAGAAGAGAUGUCCUUACUUUUGCCUCGUGAUCCACAACAACCACGAAUCAGUAACGAUGGCAGCAGCAGCAGUCAUAGUACCGGUACUCAGCAGCAACAACAACAACAUGGACGAGAUGAUGAUGAUGAUGAUGAAGAAGAAGGCCCGACAGCUACAGUACUCUACCGACGACGAUGGAUGGAAGAUACGCUCGUCGAUAAAUACCAAUUUUUACACCCGCUCACGAACCUCAAGACGCUCCGUCUGGGUCGAUGUAAUGCGUACACAGCACGGGUGUGGCGAGAAUGUAUCAAACCAUGCGUUGGCAACCUCGAAUACCUGACUCUGGUGGGAUGGUACAACAAUAACACAGAAACAUUAUUAUCAGCAUCAUCACUUGCGCCUACACAGACAAAGAUGGAGGUAGAUGAGGAUACGCAACUGGCGAUACAAGAAACAAUUCUGGAAGUGCAGCACAAGAUGAAACGAUUUGUUAUGUUGGAUUUCGUAUGUGGUCCAGGAGUAGUUGGAGGGAUCAAGAAGCUCAAGUACGUGUCGUUGGAAGCCUCUUUUCUAAAACAACAACAGCAACAACCAGACGGUAUCGUUGGCGGUACUGCUGCUGCUUCUGAUGGUAGUAGUAAUAGUAGUAUUGGUCCUGUUUCCUAUUCCGGAUCAUUAUCGUCAUUGACCUCGAACGCAGACGAACUUCUGAACCAGCAUGUCAGUUUUUGCAGAAUCAACUUUUAAAGGCAAAACCAGAGAAUAAAUAUAAAAGAAUCGCAAG
Zychaea mexicana is the source of this 1657-nucleotide messenger RNA. RefSeq lists its product as uncharacterized. Bases 460 to 1620 code for a protein of 386 amino acids. NCBI's taxonomy places the organism in Eukaryota, Fungi, Mucoromycota, Mucoromycetes, Mucorales, Lichtheimiaceae. The transcript has a single exon. The record is from RefSeq and is a predicted model, not a curated record.